AUGCAACAUCUUUUCGACUACUCGUUAGAACAGAGGUUCGCAGACAUAACGGACGCUAUACGCCAUGGCAACUGCGAGGAGUGUAAACGUUCAAAAAUUCGGAGAUUGGAGGCGCGAGUUUCAAAGUUCAUUUGCGCUAAGAGGGAGUGUGAUGCAAAGAUGAAUGAUGGCUACGGUGUUUGUGACUCCGUCGCAUUGGAAAGUUAUCCAUUUGGACGCAAACAUCGCCAAAACGUACGUCUGGAGUCCAUGAAAAAUUCCGAAGAUGUUGAUAAAAUCCAAGGUAGUGGCGCUACUGAGGCGGUUGGCUAUGAUCGCAUCAGCAACAAACGGCAAUUUGAUGUUGCGACGUACGUGUCAAAACUUGGCAGGGAUGAUCUAAGGCUAUUUAAGUCACAGCUAAGCGAGAGUUCGCGCAAGAAGAAACGACGCAUCACUCCUAUGGCGAGCGCUGACGAAUUUGCUACUCCGGAUGUGGACCUAUCAACAUUAAGAGCCCACAAACGUUGCUCACGCAAACCCAGCGUACGUGUUGAUGAAGUAAAGCCUAGGACUGAUAAACAUCGCAAAAGUGUCAAAGCUUUGAACACCUCUGAAGUAGAGGCUCAGGUUGUGAAGAAAACAUUACACAAAUUAGACAACAAAGCUGCUGAUUCCGCGGUUAAACUACCACCAUCUGAGCCAACAACAUCGGUGGAAACGUCUGUAACAACAAAGGCAAACGAAUCUGGAGCAACAGGUAUUGUGUUUGAUGUUACUCAGGCGACGGCCCCAGUUCCAAACACUCCUCUACCACCACCUUCUCCUACUAAAGACGCUAGGAAGGUCGAUUCGACAGAUAUAUUCGGGGCAUCUACGUUAGAGAAGUUGAACUUUUCGAUGCCUGUUGGCAACCCUCUGUUCGCUCCUAAGGCGAUUGAUGCCUCCCAGUUUAGUGUACCCAAGGCGCCUCCGAUGUUUGUGUUCGGAGUUCAGCCCAGUCAAAUGUCGGAUUCGAGUGCUCCCCUCGCCCCUGCACCUCAACCUCCAAUACAGACUGCUCAAGCCCCGUUGGCAAUGCCUCCACCAGUUGCGCAGUUUAACAUCCCCGGUUUCUCUGCUGUGCAAUUAGAUAACCAAGCUGCUUCGGUGCCAAACGCAUUCGCAGCGACUUCCUUCCCCAAGGCGAAGCGUGGCGGAAUGCGCUACCGGGGAUUCUUCAAACGUGCCGAGAUGCGCGAGAAGCCCAGGAGAAAAACAGGCCCAUUUGAGAACCCUGUGAAGCGUUUGGUCCGUCUGAGGGAGAAGGAGCGCGUGUUCUCACAGGUUCCGCUGGAAAGGAAGAUCCCGGUUGUCAAACCGGUGACUUCGCAACUUUUGAAAGGGGUCGAAGGUGUUCCUCAAGUGUCUACAGAGGUAUUGGAACGGCGUCUUGAAUUCUUGUUGUCGCCGAAGGCGGUUGAUCAGCAGUUGAGCGCGAAGCUGCGCCCUGGUUUGACCCCAUACUUGGCGGAGCUUUACAUGUGGGAGCGGCAGAUGCGUGAUCUCCGCCGGAUUUAUCGCGCCCAAUACCUUAAGACCUUGGCAUCGGUGACCGAUGCCGAGCGUUACCGACAGUAUCAGCAGUAUUUGGACACAUCGCAAGAAAAUCGCAACAAAGCUGAAAUGAGACGGAGGGCCAUAUAUGCGCGUGUGAAAGAGCGAGCAGUUUUGAGGGACACCAUGCGCAUUGAGAAGCGCGUAUCGCAGGCAAUUCAGCUGGAACGCCUCUCCAGAAGAAAGAUGGCGAACGUUUACUUCCUGCACAAGCUGCAAAGGGGAUUUGAUCGAGGUGAUGACCCGGAUCCGUCAACGUCUCCUAACGAGCGAGACGUUUCAGUGGUCGACUUAGCUAAACAUCUGGGUCACCCCGUAGAGGACGCUAGCAACGUAAAACGCCAAAUUAAAACCGGGCGCCACUUUUUCAGGGAGAUUCUUAAGGAAUCUUUUGAGCUAAUGCCCGAGGACUCCGAUAGAUACGAGAUCCAUACGGAUAACUCGCAGAGCCCCUCUGAGCGCGCUGCAGUUGCGUACAGGUUUUUUACAGACGACGAAAAGCUUCGCCUGCUUGAGACGAAAAUCGCAAUGUUGAAUGAGAAGAUUGACAGGGACUCGCAGUUGCACGGGAAAUCAAAAGACAAUUUAUACAUCCAGAUACGGGACCAUCUGGACGCUGCGCGGGUAGCCCACAUGGAAUCAAAUCAAUUACGCAAAUUGAAGUCCAAUUAA
Molecule: messenger RNA, 2247 nt
Organism: Babesia bigemina
Lineage: Eukaryota; Apicomplexa; Aconoidasida; Piroplasmida; Babesiidae
Exons: 12
Coding region: 1-2247 (748 amino acids)
Source: RefSeq, a predicted model, not a curated record